AUGGUUCAAGGUGAAUCCUCCUCAAGUGCUUCUCGCCAUGCCAAGGUGAACACCGCCGGUGCCCCUGCUGACUAUGAGCUUCCUUGGGUCGAGAAAUAUCGCCCAGUCUUCCUCGAUGAUGUUGUCGGCAACACAGAAACAGUGGAACGAUUAAAGAUCAUUGCCAAAGAUGGCAAUAUGCCCCACGUUAUCAUCUCCGGCAUGCCGGGUAUUGGAAAGACCACCUCAGUUCUAUGUUUGGCGCGUCAAAUGCUAGGAGAUGCAUACAAGGAGGCAGUUUUGGAGCUGAAUGCUAGUGACGAGAGAGGUAUCGAUGUGGUGCGCAAUCGCAUCAAGGGCUUUGCCCAAAAGAAGGUUACUUUGCCUCCAGGACGCCAUAAGCUGGUCAUCCUCGAUGAAGCAGACAGCAUGACCGCCGGUGCCCAACAAGCCCUGCGACGUACCAUGGAAAUCUAUUCGUCCACCACCCGCUUCGCCUUUGCUUGCAACCAGUCGAACAAGAUCAUCGAACCUCUUCAAUCCCGCUGUGCUAUUCUUCGUUAUGCCCGGUUGACCGAUGCCCAAGUUGUGAAGCGGUUGAUGCAGAUUAUCGAGGCAGAGAAGGUCAAGCACUCAGAGGAUGGAAUCGCUGCACUGGUUUUCAGUGCAGAGGGUGAUAUGCGUCAAGCCAUCAACAACUUGCAGAGUACCUGGUCCGGCUUCGGUUUCGUCAACGGAGACAAUGUCUUCCGAGUAGUCGACAGUCCACACCCAGUCAAAGUCCAGGCCAUGAUCAAGGCUUGCUGGGAAGGCAAGGUUGAUGUGGCGUUGGAAGGUUUGAACGAACUAUGGACCCUGGGAUACUCCUCUCACGAUAUCAUCAGUACUAUGUUCCGAGUCACCAAAACGAUACCCACUUUGUCCGAACAUUCUAAGCUGGAGUUCAUUCGAGAGAUUGGAUUCACGCAUAUGCGUAUCCUGGAUGGUGUGCAGUCAUUGCUACAACUCAGUGGCUGUGUGGCGAAGCUGUGCAAGAUUAACAUGAAGCCGGAGCUGUUCGAGCCUCCCAAGGCUUGA
Penicillium bovifimosum is the source of this 1056-nucleotide messenger RNA. Its product is annotated as replication factor C subunit 4. Bases 1 to 1056 code for a protein of 351 amino acids. Gene Ontology annotation, biological process: DNA-templated DNA replication; DNA repair. The transcript has 5 exons. Gene Ontology annotation, molecular function: DNA clamp loader activity; ATP hydrolysis activity; DNA binding. NCBI's taxonomy places the organism in Eukaryota, Fungi, Ascomycota, Eurotiomycetes, Eurotiales, Aspergillaceae. The record is from RefSeq and is a predicted model, not a curated record. Gene Ontology annotation, cellular component: Elg1 RFC-like complex; nucleus; DNA replication factor C complex.